This is a messenger RNA of Cucumis sativus (cucumber), 705 nucleotides long. Its product is annotated as cx9C motif-containing protein 4. The transcript is spliced from 2 exons. The record is from RefSeq and is a predicted model, not a curated record. Lineage: Eukaryota; Viridiplantae; Streptophyta; Magnoliopsida; Cucurbitales; Cucurbitaceae. Bases 128 to 334 code for a protein of 68 amino acids.
GCGAGAGAGGGGACGUGACGGAGUUGAAUUUUGGAGGAAACAAAUAACAAAAUUAGUUUUUGGUUUAAUUGAUUCGAAUAAUUUUUUAUCGUCGAGAUUCGAGUUGGACACAGCGAGAGAGAGAGAGAUGCCUCCGCCGAUCAAAGAACCCUGCAAGAAGGAAGCGUGCGAUAUUCAAGCUUGUCUUACCAAAAACAACUUUCUUCCCCACAAGUGCGUCAGGGUCAUUCAACUAUUGCAACAUUGCUGUGAGAACUGCGAUUACAAAUCAACACAUUGUGCUUCUGUUUCUGGCCUCUUAAAGCAAAUAAAGCCAAAAGGCCAGAAAUCUUGAUUCAAGGCAUCUCAGGUGUAAUCCAGCUUAGAAGUCACACCUCAUUAGGUGUUGUUUUUAACUUAAAGCCACAAUACGAUGUUUUGCAAAAUAGGCGAAAGAAAGAUAUGAGACCAGAGGCCUUCGAUGGAUCAACGGACAGCCAACAAAGUUGCCAUUUCUUUCUAAAUCCAUCACCUGCAAUAUUUUCUAACAAAAUAUUUUAAUUCUUUCUCAAUGUCAAAGCAUGAUAAAAAUUGACGACUAAUUUUGACUGUUUCAGUUUGUACUUCGCUGAUUGGGACACCACCAAUAGUUGGAAGAAUCAAUUAAACUUGAAUUAUAUCCAUUGCAAGUUCUUGUAUCUCAAUUGUCUAAAAAAAUUCUGGAAA